AUGGAUGCACACAGUUCAGCCAAAAUUAAUGCAAGGAAGAGGAGGAAAGAGGCAACUGGACCCAAUGGGGCAACAGAGGAAGAUGGAAUUCCUUCAAAAGUGGCACGCUGUGCAGUUGGUUUACGGGAGCCAGCUCCCUUCGCUGAUGAAAUUGAAAUGGACUUUAGUAAGCCCUAUGUCAGGGUAACUAUGGAAGAAGCUUGCAGAGGAACCCCUUACGAACGGCCAGUGAGAGUUUAUGCAGAUGGAAUAUUUGACUUAUUUCACUCCGGACAUGCCCGAGCUCUGAUGCAAGCAAAGAACCUUUUCCCUAAUACAUACCUCAUCGUGGGAGUCUGCAGUGAUGAGCUGACACACAACUUCAAAGGCUUCACAGUGAUGAAUGAAAAUGAGCGCUAUGAUGCAGUGCAGCAUUGCCGCUAUGUGGAUGAGGUGGUGAGGAAUGCCCCCUGGACUCUGACACCUGAGUUUCUGGCAGAACACCGGAUUGAUUUUGUAGCCCAUGAUGACAUCCCUUAUUCUUCUGCUGGGAGUGAUGAUGUUUACAAGCACAUCAAGGAAGCAGGCAUGUUUGCUCCAACACAGAGGACAGAAGGUAUCUCCACGUCAGACAUCAUCACUCGAAUUGUUCGGGACUAUGAUGUGUAUGCCAGACGGAAUCUGCAGAGGGGCUACACGGCUAAGGAGCUCAAUGUCAGCUUUAUCAACGAGAAGAAAUACCACUUGCAGGAGCGGGUUGACAAAGUAAAGAAGAAAGUGAAAGAUGUGGAGGAGAAGUCAAAAGAAUUUGUUCAGAAAGUGGAGGAGAAAAGCAUUGACCUCAUUCAGAAAUGGGAAGAGAAAUCCCGAGAAUUCAUUGGAAGUUUCCUGGAAAUGUUCGGUCCAGAAGGAGCACUGAAACAUAUGCUGAAAGAGGGAAAAGGCCGGAUGCUGCAGGCCAUCAGUCCAAAGCAGAGUCCCAGCAGCAGCCCUACUCGGGAUCGCUCCCCGUCUCCCUCUUUCCGAUGGCCAUUCUCUGGCAAGACUUCCCCACCUUCCUCCCCAGCAAACCUCUCCAGGCACAAGUCUGUAGCCUAUGAUAUCAGUGAGGAUGAAGAGGACUGA
Messenger RNA from Orycteropus afer afer, 1104 nucleotides. It is a transcript of the gene PCYT1A, whose product is annotated as phosphate cytidylyltransferase 1A, choline. Gene Ontology annotation, biological process: CDP-choline pathway. The coding region runs from base 1 to 1104 and encodes 367 amino acids. Gene Ontology annotation, cellular component: endoplasmic reticulum. Gene Ontology annotation, molecular function: phosphatidylcholine binding; choline-phosphate cytidylyltransferase activity. The record is from RefSeq and is a predicted model, not a curated record. Lineage: Eukaryota; Metazoa; Chordata; Mammalia; Tubulidentata; Orycteropodidae. The transcript is spliced from 8 exons.